Molecule: messenger RNA, 1717 nt
Organism: Drosophila teissieri
Lineage: Eukaryota; Metazoa; Arthropoda; Insecta; Diptera; Drosophilidae
Exons: 1
Coding region: 72-1205 (377 amino acids)
Cellular component (GO): cytosol; nucleus
Molecular function (GO): protein binding; peptidyl-prolyl cis-trans isomerase activity
Source: RefSeq, a predicted model, not a curated record
CCUAAAAAUGUUUAGUACCUAUACCAGUCACAUAAAUAUACAGUAUACAUUACAGUACAAUUUAUGCGAACAUGAACUUCGAAAAUUCGGCGCAAUGCAAGUUUGACAUAUAUAAAGUAGAAGAUGUCGGAAAUGGAGAUCAGGAAGCUUGUGACGAAUCUUGGGGUUGUGUAGGUAUGAGUUCCAAAGGUGUAGAUUGGAGUAAUAACGUCAAAAGCGAUCCUUUUGGCGGACUUGAAUCGGAAAGUAGUUCAUUGAUCUUGACCAGCGAAUGUAACUCCAAGAUGCCUUACAAGUUGCCAGUCGGUUGGGAAGAGCGCAUUGCUCCGAGUACCAAGGAGUCCUAUUUCUAUGACACAAUCACCGGGAAGGUACAUUUCACACUGCCUCAAAGCGACGACCGAGAAACUGAGAGGGAUGCCUGGAAUAGAGGUCCUGGAUCCACGUUCCGCUGCAGCCACAUCCUGGUGAAGCACGUGGAAUCGGAUAGGUGCAGUUCAUACCGUGAACCGGUGGUGAAGAGAACUAAGCAAGAAGCGCUACAUAAAAUCCUGCAAGCGAGGGAUCUUGUAGAAUCAGGCGAGUCUGAGUUUGCUGCCUUGGCCAGGACGAUGUCCGACUGCUGCUCUGCUCGGCAUGGCGGUGACUUGGGUCCCCUGAGGCUUGCACAAACGUCUUUCGGCUUUGAGAAAAACCUUUUGUUCCUGAAUACUCCCGAGAUAUCUGACAUUUUCCAGACGAAUGCAGGUUAUCACAUCUUGUGGCGCACCCCGGUGGAUUACAGGAGAAGGCAUAAACGCCGCAGUCUUAAACAAUUGAUUAAUGCAACUAAAAGAGGGAAGUCCAAAACCCACUUGAAGAAAAACAAGUAUUUGUCCACUUUGUUGGGAAAACCAAAAGCCUUCUUACGCAACUCGAUCGGUGAAAAACAGCGAACAAGAGCUUUCAAAAGCAUGUUUAGUUGUCCGAGUAGUGUGUCAUUUAAAACUCCAUACCCGACUUCUGUGUCUCCGGACCCAAGGGAGAGUAUCAUAUACGCCAAACAGCAACGUGAGGUAAAGAACCAAAUAGUCCACGAAAAAGUGGAUGACACCAUGCAUCUAGGCAGAUAUCUUAUUUUAAUAGAUUCGAAGGCUUCGGGAAACGGUCCAAUCAAACUUAAAAAUGUAAUAGAAGAUUGUUUUAUGAAUAAGGCAAUACUUUGACCAGAAAAUGAAUACCAUGCAACAAGGAAAUUAAAAAAAGAGGAACAAGAAAUUGGAGUGCAAAGUUAAAAGGACAAAUUAUAUUCAAAGAUAAAGGAUUUUAUAGGUUUUUUCAAGAAAGUAACCAGUCGAAAGAACUUCUUAUAAAAGCACGGAAACACAGAAAUAAUAAGAUGGCCCAAAUUUUAGGGAAUCUGAAGUUUUAACUCAAGCUGAACAUCUGGCGAGCAUAUGAGUCGUCAUGCAGAUACAUUUUGUAUAUCCCCAUUUUGCGUUUCACCCAGUCUUGUAUUUUUAGAAAUAAGUUGCGAUCUAGCUACUGUUCUGCGUAUCCCUCGUAUCAUAGGGCAUCCUAACUCAGAGGCACAGCACCCACAUUCCUCCAAAUUCGCCAGCCUAACCACUCUUAUACGGCUGUUCCACUCAACGCGAAUUCUCUCCGGACGACCACCAGAAGGAAGGGGUGCCCUGCACACGCGCACUCGGAAACCGUCGUUGGGAACUCACUCUCG